Acanthosepion pharaonis is the source of this 588-nucleotide messenger RNA. Lineage: Eukaryota; Metazoa; Mollusca; Cephalopoda; Sepiida; Sepiidae. The record is from the annotation of a GenBank genome assembly.
AUGCCUUUUGCUCACCUUAAACCAGCAGCCACUGCUGCUGAAAUGGCCUAUCGUCACACAAGACCACCAAUUGCAAUUACUUUUCCAAAACCAAUUGUUGAACUUCUGCAAAAAGGCUGGCAUGCAAAUCCAGAUGAAAGGCCAGAUUUUAAGGAUAUCGUUCCAUGUCUGGAGGAAUGCAGACAAUCACAAGCCGUUAUGCUUCUUAGUAAUGGCAAUAGCCUUCCUUCUGAUUCUAUGGUGGACUCACUGAACGACAUUAGUGUAAUUUCUGAUGAUUCUGAAACUGAUGGACGAUCCACUCCACCACUGACUGGUCAUGUGACUGCAAUGCGGACAAGAUGGGAAAUGGAAGCUUCUAGAAAUAGCGGUGUCCCUGUGGAUGAACUUCGGAGACGGUUUCCUAUAACCCAAGUUGAUAAAAAUGGUUAUGUUGCUGACCCAUUAUGUACUCUGCGAAUGCCUAUGCUUCUAUCUGCUGAUGAUAUGUUAACAUCAGAUACUGUAUCACCUGAAAACUCUUCAAUGGAAAGUGGUAACCAUGGCAUGGAUGUUUUCUAUUCUACUUGUGAUAUCAACAACAUGUAG